CUGGAUUUUGUAGAAAUAAAUGAGUCGGUGGCUGUUUGGGAUUUCCAUACGGACCCUGAACGCGGCGCGUGGCCUGCUGCAAACUGUGUUGUGGCUACACGGAUCAUCACUGGCUACAAGGGCGGGCCUUUACAGAGCCGCCGCUACAGGGAUACCAAGAUGGAAAUCCAGGGGCUCUCUGAUGCCCAAAACAUUCACUCUCAACAUGGCGCCCUACACGGCACCACCUCGUCUCCGCUUCGAUCGUUGUCGGAGUCCUUAAGUCGUUUUAUUUCUUCGGAGAGCGACGCUGAAAGACAACCGGACCCGUCGGAGUCUCAAAGUGACAACAACAACAACGCCAGGCCGAAGACAUCAGCCUUUCGCCCGCCGGCGGAAAAUGGCAGCGAUGUCGCGCGCUCGCCUGUCAACAAACCCCAAUCGACCAGCAUUGCCAAUAUGCCCGAAGAAAGAGCUGUUUUGGGACUUCAUAACGUAGACGCAGAUAAAGACAAUGACCUCAGCGCACUGUUAGGCUCGCAGGAGUUUGUCAGAGCUGCCUGGAAGUACGAAGAAAGCAGCGACUCUAUAAUGCAAAUGGCGCUGCCUCUGUUUGAAGGGGAAGAGGAGCAUUUGCAGCGCCAGCAAACGUUGCCUUUCCCCGUUUUACGACAGCCGCGUGAGGACGGCGCCUUCAAGCAGCCGUCCGAAGACGGCCACCGUCCCGGGGCACCGGGGAGCCUGAACCGAGCCGACAGACCCGCUCAGGAGCUCUACGUUGUGUUUAACGUCGUCCAAGAAAAUGGAAGCGUCGAGGCGAGCCGACAGCGACCGGAUGAGCCGCCUGACGACGGGGACCAGGUGAAGGGGAAGAAGGCGGAGUGCUCCCCGGCGGGCCACGGCGGCUCUAUGGAGGUCGGAAACGGCCGGAGUGCUGCUUUCUGCGAGUCUAACCACAGCCUGCUGUCGCCCAAACCGGACAGUUCUUUCCCCCCGCCGGCAGACAGCUCCGCCGGGGCCAAGGCCAAGCGCGCGGCCGGUCGCCACACGGUCGAAGACGUUGUUUUGACUAACAAAUAUGGCGAGAAGAUCUGCGGCCAGAUCUGUACCGAAAACGACGACGCGAAGCUGGCCAGGGAGCUGUCCACGCAGGGCCGAGGGGACGGGGGGCUCAUCCCGAAGACUGCAGACGUCGUGGAGGGCAUGGAGACGUCGGACUUCCCUCCGGAGUCCAGGGGCCAGCAGGACGGUGCUGCAGCCUGCCCCGUCCCCCCGGCCAGUGAAACCUUUUCCGGGACCAUUACAAUAAACAACCAGAGCAUCAUAGUGACCAUUGAGAACGGGAUACUGACUCUGGCCGCUUCACCAGAGGGAUACGUGCAGAAGGACAAUGACAUGGUCAGCUUGAAGGAGCAUCUGGGCAUGAAAGACCACGAGGAUAUUGUUCUUCUCAACUAUGACAGCGGAACUAAAUCCAUUGGGAAGAUCAGCACGCUGGCCGUGGCCAGCCCCAAACAGCAGGAGGAGUCCAGGCCCGGGUUGUCCGGCAGUGACCCGGAGCUGGCCCUGGUGGACGACUGCUCCCUGUCGGAGCUGGGCGCCUCGCUGGACCCGUGUGCCAUGGUGAAGCGGGAGGCGGGCGCGCUGUGCGCCGUGUCCGAGGCCGACCUGGCCUCUCCGUCCCCCAGGCCGGCCGUAGCGGACGCCGCCAGCGAGGAUCUGACCUCCGUGCCGCUCGCCAGGUCAAAGAAAGAGGCGCUGGCCACCUUUGCCUGCCCGGAGCCGGGCUGCUCCUGUGCGUUCGACUCCCGCCAGAAGCUCAAGGUUCACCUCCUGAACCACGCCGAGGACCCGCGGCCCUUCCAGUGCACGGUGGAGGGCUGCGGCUGGGCGUUCGCCACCUCCUACAAGCUGAAGCGCCACCUCCAGUCCCACGACAAGCAGCGGCCGCACACCUGCCACUUUGAAGGCUGCGGCCGCUGCUUCACCACCGUCUACAACCUGAAGGCCCACGUCAAAAUCCACGAGCAGGACAAUGCCUUCAUCUGCGAGAUCUGCAGCGAGAAGUUUCGCAGCGCUUCCAGACUCACCAGCCACCAGAGAGUCCACUUCGAGCCACAGAGGCCCCACAAGUGUGAAUUUCCAGGCUGUGAAAAGACCUUCAUCACCUUCAGCGCCCUGUUCUCCCACAACCGGACUCACUUCAGAGAAACGGGCCACUUCACAUGCACUUACCCGGGCUGUGACAAGACCUAUGAUAAGGCUUGUCGCCUCAAGAUACACACGCGGAGUCACACCGGUGAGAGACCAUUUGUUUGUGACUCAGAAGGUUGUGGCUGGUCCUUUACCAGCAUGUCGAAGUUACUUCGACAUAAAAGGAAACAUGAUGAUGACCGUCGCUUUAUCUGCACAGAGGAGGGUUGUGGGAAGUCCUUCACCAGGGCCGAGCACCUCAAGGGCCACAGCAUCACCCAUCUGGGCACCAAGCCGUUUCAGUGCCACGCAGAAGGCUGCAACGCCAAGUUUUCAGCACGCAGCAGCUUGUACAUACACUCCAAAAAGCAUAAGCAGGAUGCCAGCACCCUCAGGACGCGCUGCCCUGUGGCCAGCUGCUCCAAGUACUUCUUCUCCCGGAGCAGCCUCAAGAGUCACAUUCUGAAACACCACCACCUCAGCCCUGAUGCUCUUAGCCAGAUGGAAACCACACCCACCCUGACCCCCAGCAGCGAGCUCAUCAGCUCCAACCCCACGGCGGGGGCAGGGCCUUGUAUAGCUGGCGUUGACCAGCUGACCAACCUGGACCUCAGCUCCCUGUUCUCCACUGUGCCCGGGGGCCCCGCCCCCACUGCUGGCAUCGGGGUGGGAAUUUCUGUGGCAGGGAGCAGCUCCAACGGCCCCUUUGCGAUGGACCAUUCCCUGGUCAACCCAGGCAUUCUCACCAUUGACCCUUCUUCAGUGGGCACUACGCUGGUCACCAGCGCUGGCGCCACAUUGGCCAAAGCCUUGGACCCCCUUAUCAUGGCGUCCAGCACCGACACGGCCGCCCAGCAUGGCCUGGAGGGAACGGUCUGCGAUGUCCUGCCCCCACAGGGCACUCUCAAUCUGGACGACGUGCAGACGGUGACCCCGGAGGCCCUGGGCAGCCUCACGUCUCUCUCUAUUCAGGGUGCGGGGGCUCCUGGGGACCCCGCCCUGCAGCACCCGCUGCACUCUGCCGGUGCGCUGACCGUGGAGCCUGCAGCGUCCAUAGCUGCGGCCCCUGUUGCCGAGCUGCUGGCCUCGCCCUCUAAGGGGGGGGAGGGGGGGGGCCCGGCGGGCGCAGGGCCCCUGCUGGGCUGUGUGGAGGUGCUGGGCCGGCCAGACGGAGGGAAAGUCCUCACGCAGUUCGUUUUUCCCACUCACACCAACGGCUUCAGUCCACAGAAAGAACCGGAACUCAACGCAGGCAGCUUCCUGGAAUGUGUAGGCUCAGCGAGGACCGACUACAGGGCCAUCCAACUGGCCAAGAAGAAAAAGCAAAAAGGCUCUUCAGCUACAAUGGGGAUUCCAGGGCCAUGCCAGAGGAAGUCCAAAGGCUCAAAGGCCUCAGCGCCCCUGCCCUCUGCUGCUGCCCGCUACAGUGAUGGAGCCUCAGCUGCCGGGGGGCUCACGCUGCGAGACCCUGUCACCGGGGCCCAGUACGUCCAGAUCCAGCUGCUGCAGGUCAGGCUCACACACCCACACACAGCCUAA
Menidia menidia (Atlantic silverside) is the source of this 3711-nucleotide messenger RNA. The record is from the annotation of a GenBank genome assembly. NCBI's taxonomy places the organism in Eukaryota, Metazoa, Chordata, Actinopteri, Atheriniformes, Atherinopsidae.